UUCUCCUAGCUCCGAUGUUGUUUCGUUGCGUGGAUAUGUGACUAUUCCUCCCUUCUCUCUUUCUCGUCUAAUUUUUAUCUCAUCCUUGCAUCAUUGUGUUAUUAUUAUUAUUUUUUAUUGGUUACGAGAUGGUUUUUAUUUGGCGCGGGUGUGCGGAGGUUCCCGACAGUAGAAUUACGGUGUAGGGGAAUUUGAGAUGUUGGUCUUCUUCGUUAGGUGAGAGUGCGGUUUCCGAUCCAUGUGUUUGUGUGACGCAUUCGAAAUUGAUGCUCCGUAUUACAGAGGCGGAUCUGGGAUGCCUGUUGUUGUAGUUCGCGAGGGUAAAUUGUUUCUUCUUAUGUUUCUUUGAGCUCUGUUCUCGAGUUUUUUUAAAGCUGGUUGUGUUUCUGUUUGGGAGGGUUUGUAUUUGGUAAAUGUGGCUAUGUCUUGUGCAUUCUAAUUCUGUUUUUACUGAGCUGGCUGAGGGUAUGAAGGGAUUCUCUAUCUCUCUCAGCCUGCUUCUUAUCAUCUCUUUCUUGUUGGCCUGCGAUCAAAGUGCGUUCACUUUCACCUUCCGUCACAUUCAACGGAGACAUCAUAAACCUUUCUAGAAACGUUGUCCAUGCUGGUUUUGGUCUCGAGUCAUCUUACGUACGAUCUAUUUCUGCAGAGGAUCAACGCCAUCUGAAGUGCCACUUUUUAGCAGCAUUUUCUAGCUAUGACGUAACUAUGGCUUAUUCCUAGUUGCAAUCCCACUCUGGAUCUGUUUAAUACUGGCCCAAGGCACUCGUGUGAUGAUCGCAACCAUACAUUGCUGUUACUACGGCGAUUCCAUGAUUUCGAUUUAGGGUUCCAGUGACUCAUCAGCAUUUCCGAUCAUUAGCUUGGUUUUCUUGAGCUCAGUGCUUGUAUGAUGCUCUUGCGUUCAAUCCAUCUCAAUAUGGGUGGGUAGUAUUAUUCCGCACGUCCACAAGCAAUUCAGCAGUGUUCUAAGCUUUAUGUAGCAGUAUGUGACGUUUGGCCUCGAUUAAAUUCCCACUUUGCUACUACCAAGUCCUGGGAACUGGUGUGCAUCUUUUCGAGGCAACCUCUACAGUGGUCAACAACCUGAAGAUGGUGUCGACUAUCGAAACGGCCCACGAAGCCAUGAAGGAGCAGGAUGGAGAAUUCAAUGUAAUGACUGCUGGUGCCGACACAGACAAGCAGUCGACGGAUGAUGCGGUUCCCGUCUUUCCCGAGGAUCUGGUUUCUGAAACCAAUGUUAAGAUUGAUGGAGAAGCAGGCAACUCUGCCUCUGCUCCAGAGGCUGACAACGAAGUGCCCGACGUGAAGAAGGCGGAGGCGGUGGGUUCGACGGAUUGGAACAAUGCACCUGUGGCUGGGUGGGCCAGCGCAGAGGUUGACGCUCCUGCUGUGGAGUCUGGUGUUCUGGGUUCUGCUCCCGUGGAGAAUCCACCACUGCAGGUCUACAACUUCUACAUGGUAAGGGUCCCUCGACCCACGGACAAGCAAGGGAAGGUGGAGAUAUCGUCAGCUGAACAGCAGUUACAGGAUAAGACGGAUUUGCGCAACGCCCACAACAACACCGUGCAGGCUGCCAGAGUGAGGCGGAACGAAGCGUUUGAGAAGCUGAAGGCUGCUCGGCAGGUGGAACGGGACUGGCUAACUCAAGUUCGUGCGAAGCAGGAGGAGAUGAAGCCGCUGAGGGACAGCCUUCGUAAAUUGAAGGAGGCCGGGCGGGAGGUGCGAGAGAAGAGUCGAGACAUGCCGACGUCGGAAGAGGAGUUGGACCACCGAAUCGCAUCCCUGGAGUGGAGGAUUCAGCACGAGAGCAUCCCCUUGAAGGAAGAGAAGCAGCUGAUGAGGGAAAUCAAGGCGCUGCAGGCUUCGCGCGAGACAGUUCGUGCGAAUGCACCGCUAUUCGCUCAAGUGCACGAUGCUCUAGGGCAGCGGGACGAGCUGGAGGCUGCUCUGAAGCCCUUGGACGCGGAAUACAAGAAGCUGGACUUGGAGUUGAAUGCAGCUAAGAAGGUGCGGGAGCAGGCGGAAAAGGAGUACGAUCAAAUGAAUAGUGCCCUGAGCGCUGUGCAGGACAAGCUGCAGUCGGCAAAUGACAAGAGGCAGGAAGCUUACGUGCACAAGAAAUCUCUCAAGGAGCAGGAGUACCUGCGGAUGAAGGACUUUUAUGACAACAAGAGGGACAUCCAGGAAGCUAAGAUGCUGGCGAAUAAGCCAAAUAACAGGAAGGAAGUAGAGGAGUACUGCAACGCACAGUUGGAGCGGAUGCUAGAGUUGUGGAACACCGACGAGGAGUGGCGGAAGAACUACGUGAAGGACAACGAGUGGAGCACGGUUCGGCGGUUCGGGACGUUUGAUGGGCGGGGUCUGGCGCCAGACGAAGCGCGUCCGAUUUUGCCUGGGAACGGGUUCGUUCCUUUCGCUGCGGGGCCUGCCUCAUCGCAGCAGAACGGAGGUCGGAGCGUGGGCAACCAGCGAGAGGCAGUGCCGGCGAAAGCGGAAGAGGUGGUAGCAAAAGGUGGCAAGGAGAAGAUUUCUAGUGACCCAACCAUAGCGGUGGAGAAGAGUGUAUCGAAACAAGAUCGGGAGGCGGUGAAGGAGCCAGAGGCCAGUACACCAGUCUUGAUGGAGCCAGUGAAGUCGAAAGAAGAGCUGGAGCGUGAGGCCCUAGAGCUGAAGGAGCAGAGAAGGGCAGUGGAGAUGGCGAAAGCGAAGGAGGCAGAGGAACGGAAGAAACGUCUGGCGGAGAAGGCACAGGCUAAGGCUUUGGCCCGGGCACAGAAGGAGGCAGAGAAGAAGGAAAAAGAGAAGGAGAAGAAAGCGCUUAAGAAGGCUGCAGCAGUGACUCCUCUAGAGUCCGAGAGCGCGGCAGAAAAAGCACCUACCGCCGAGAGCAAUGGCAACGGGAGUUCGGCAGAGGUUGAGGAGCAGGUUGCGAAGGAGGUGAAGGUUAGCUCGAGCCAACGCAAACGCGGGAUGACGAACGCGAGCAAGGCGGCAGCAAAGAUAGCAAGGGCGAAGGCGCCGAUGCCUUCGGUGCGUGCGAAACAACAGAAGGUUUUGGGGAUGCCAGUCCAAUGGGCGGUGGGGGCUGCUGUUGGAGCAGUUUUACUGGCUGUGUUGGUGUAUUUUUUGUUGUCCAGGAGUAGUGCGUCAGGAUCAGGCGGUUUCGAGGAUGGAGCAAGGUCCAACGCGAGGCCAGGGGCGUCGUCUGAGAGCUUUUAGGUCGGUAGGUCUCGGUGAGGACGGAUAGGUACUGGGCGUCCUUGAGGGUGCUUGGUGAUGCAGUCAAGGGUAGGUUUGAAACAGACCUGCUCUGUUUUAUUUUUUUUCUUGCUGCUCACUCCGCGGAGAGUUAUUGUUAAUGUACGUAGUUUGGUUCAGUUAAAUGAAUGGUUAAGUAGACUUGCGAUUUGGAUGUUUUCGCUGCUUGGGUUGUCGAUUUCGAUGGAGGGCUUUGUUUACGUCUGUGAUGCCCGUUUUCAGUUACAGAACAUCCAUUUUGUAUUG
Molecule: messenger RNA, 3507 nt
Organism: Physcomitrium patens
Lineage: Eukaryota; Viridiplantae; Streptophyta; Bryopsida; Funariales; Funariaceae
Source: RefSeq, a predicted model, not a curated record